This is a messenger RNA of Haliotis rubra (blacklip abalone), 3792 nucleotides long. RefSeq names its product coiled-coil domain-containing protein 191-like. The transcript is spliced from 19 exons. Gene Ontology annotation, molecular function: phosphatase binding. The record is from RefSeq and is a predicted model, not a curated record. Lineage: Eukaryota; Metazoa; Mollusca; Gastropoda; Lepetellida; Haliotidae. Bases 107 to 3115 code for a protein of 1002 amino acids.
UCGUUUAAAUUACUUGGGUUCUUUUAAUAUAACCCAUGUUGUUUAGACAUGGCGGCUCGGUCGAGCAAGUGAACGACUUGCGACGGAACGUCUUGAAGUAUCUGCAAUGGAUGGUGACAUUCACAAAUCUGGUCUUUAUAAAUGGAAAAGGCAAACCCCAAAGUCCUCUUCAAGAGUGUAUUCUCGCUCACAGAACUGCAAAACCCAGAAUGACAUUCAGGACUGGAUAAAAAAAGUGGAGCAAGCCUCAGAUAUAGCAACAGAGACUGUCUUUGGACUGAACCAUUACUCUGGAAGGGAGAGAGGGAAGUAUGCCGCUCAGCAAACAAGACAACAUGUGCAAGAACAUGAUUCAGCUCUGACUGAAGCUCAAGAGUUGCUAAGCGACUGGAUGCAACAGAAACUUCAUGUGGAUGAUGGUGAUGGUGAUGAUGAUAAUAACGACCCUUGGCAUCAGAGGGCAGUGCAGGCAGAGGUCAAGAGGGAAUGGGAUCAUCUCCUUGACAACAGUGUCAAUGACUGGCAGCUGGAGGUCACACCAAGGUCAAGGGUCAAAAUACCAAAUAGAGACCCCUACUCCACCCUGAACUACUCUGAUGACGAGGAUGCUGUGGGGAUGAUCCUGAGCAACAUGAUGCAGAAACCGGUGGUGAGGGAGGACUUCCUUAACGACCUUGGCCUUGAGGAGGGGAAGAAGAAGAAGCACGAUCCUAGGAUAAAGAUGGAACUCCGACACAAACAGGUUAAGGAAAACCGUGAAAAGAGAGAGCGUGAACUGGAGCAGAAGCGAAGAGAACAGCAGGAGAGAAAGGAUUCAUUCCAUAAGGCCAAGCAGAUGGUUAUCCAGGAGGAGCGAGACCGGGAUCUGAAGGCGAGGAGAGAGGAGCAGGAGCUGAAGAAGGUGAUGGGUCGCAUCAGGAAGGAGAUGCAGGAGGAGAGUCACAAGCAGCAGGAGCAGAGAGACAGAGAGCGACGAGCACGUGAGAAGCUGGACCAGGAAGCGAGGGAGGAGCUGAGCAGACAGACAGAGCAGGAACGACUUCAGCAACAGCAGCAGCAGCAGGCCAAGAAAGAGCACCAACGGAAGAUGUACGACAGAGUCCACAAGUUCCAGAUUAAACAGUCGGGUAAAAACCUUAAGUGCCUGCAGCGCCACUUCUCAGCCUGGUACAAGGUGGUGCUGGACCGACGUCUGCAGACUGGGAAGGCAAGGGCCCUGGCAGACUGGAAGCUGCUGCUCCGAGUCUGGAACGCCUGGCGGUCAUACUCUCGCACGCGACGCCUGGAUGUCGAGACAAGGCAAUAUGAACAGACGGUGCUGGAUAUGCAUAGGAAGCAGCAGUUGGCAGAGCAGCAUCACCGCUACGUCUUGCUGCGCCGCUGCCUGACAGCAUGGCAGACCUAUAUGCAGGCCGAGAGGGACCGAUACCAUCUCCUGGAGGAGCAGAACAACACGCGUAGCAAGAUGAUGGCGCUGCUGGACGCCGCGGCAACCGGCAAGUUGUGGAGUGAGAGAGAAGAGGAGGACAGCAGGAAGAAUGCUGGGGAUUCAGGGAGGAAGAAAGAUGGUGGUGGCAACUCAGCAAUGGUGGUGGAGGAUCUGGAGGACUUCUUCGAACAACCGACCCGAGACCAACAAGGUUCUACACAAGCUGGCCCUGCAUCCACCAGAAGUGACUCUUCACUGACCAGUACCAAGUCUCGCCCGAACAGGCUACCCACCCAAGCAUGGCAGGUGACAAGACGUCAUGUCAACCUGACAAAUGAAGAGAUUGCCUCUCUAGCUGGUGGGGACAUGGAGCAGAACUCACAACAUACUGACACCAAAAUUAGACGUCGGUUUGGCAAACAGCCAUGGAUGAAUACACAUUUUGUUGUAAAUAAUUUUGAACAUCGAUACACAUCUCAGCAAAAGAUGUUGCAUGAUCAACAUAAGCAGCUAAGGGAACAACAUCGCAUGAUUGAAGAGUUGCAGUUCAAGCAGAAACAACAGUUGCAUCUAGAGGAGGUUGCCAGGCAACAACUGAUACAACAGCUUCUUACUAAGCAAGGGUUAUCUCCCAUGUGUGACCAGCCAACUGGGACUGGACUGCAGCUAAUGAAUAAUUUGUCUGAGAAUAGCCAACCACAGACAGAUGUGUCUCAGCAGCAAAAUAAUGUUACCAAGGAGAAGGCUACAAAUGUUGUCAUGGAAACUGCCAGAACUGAUUCCACAGGACACACUACUGUAACGGCCAGGACUGGUGUGAGCGGUCUCAAGUCUGACCGGACAUCCACGUCGAACACGACCACCAACACCAAGUAUCUCCAAGUGCUCAAAAACAUGGAGGACCGGGCAGAAGAGAGGAAGAAGCUGAAGGCUGACAGAGAAGCCAAGAGGAAGAAGGAGGAGGAGGACAGACUGGCACUGCUGGAGGCCCAGGAGGAGGAGAUGAGAAAGCAAGCUGAGGAAGAGAAAAAGGCACGUGCUGCAGCCUUCCGGGAGAAGAAGAGGAUGGAGAAGCAGCGUGAGGUGGAGAAGCAGCACCAGCUGGAGAAGAUAAAGGAGCUGACACAAGUGGCCGAGGCUCACUACACCCGGUCCAUCAUGAAGUACCGCGGCAUCAGGCCGCUUCAGAAGCUGGUGCUCAUGGCCCACCGGAACCAGCAGCAGGCUGUCACUCACCACAAGGAACACCUCUUGAGGAAGGUGCUGGUGUCAUGGAGGGAACACACAUCAGCUGUAAUGGAGGAAAAGCAUCAGCUGGCAGAUGAGAUGAACAGCUUCCUUGCUGUCAAAAGAUGCUUCACUCGAUGGAAAUUGUACAAGCACCACCUGGUGAUAGAGAUGGAGAAAGCGAGGAGGUUCCGAGAGAGAAGGAUGCUGCACACCAUCAUGGACGCCUGGGCUGACUACGCUGCUGAGGAGAAGUUUGCCACCUGGGACCGAGAGAGAGUAGCCAAAGAACAUCACAUCUGGAGCCUGAAGAAGAAGAUGUUUAAGGUAUGGCACAGUCUGCCUGAGGAGAGGCGGAAGGAACUAGACCGAGAGAAGAGAAGAAAUGAGAUGAGGAAGAAAGUAUCUCAUCUUCUUCCUGACUUUGAGGGUCUGUUGAAGGCCAGCAGUGAACUCUAGUGACGCGACCACAGUGGAGGACAGUGUGGAGGCUGAGCUGACUUUGAGGGUCUGUUGAAGGCCAGCAGUGAACUCCAGUGACGCGACCACAGUGGAGGACAGUGUAAAGGCUGAGCUGACUUUGAGGGUCUGUUGAAGGCAAGCAGUGAACUCUAGUGAUGUGACUACAGUGGAGGACAGUGUAGAGGCUGAGCUGACUUUGAGGGUCUGUUGAGCCUCCACACUGUGGAGUUUAGGUUGUAUUUUCAUUGUCCUCUUUUAGCCUAUAAGGGAAAUUCCCAUAGUACCACACAACAGAGAGUAUGUAAUAGGAGUGAGAACAGGUCAGACUUCUGUGUUUCAUUAGUAGAUUCUCAUCAUGCUGUAACAAAACUGGGAAAUCUAAACAAGGACAUGAUUGAUGAACGACGAUAGUUGUUCCUGCUCUGCCCAAACAGGAGUUAUGUACUAUAUCUUGUGAUAUCUUUAGUUAUUUUUAAAACCAUUGAUUGUAUUACAUGUCUUUACUCCUGGCUUAAAAUGGUGUGUUUUCCAUACUUUCUAUUGUACAUUGUCCAUAUUUGUUUUGUAGAGUGAUUUAUUAUGACUGGAAAUUACCUUAAGAUUUUAUUUUUAAAUAUGAAAAUGAUAUUGAUGAAUGACCUGUAAAAGUGGAUAAAGUCAAAAAAACAACCUAG